AUGGAGCUGAACCCCAAACAAGAUCAGCACCAGCGGCAGCCGCACACUCAGUGUGGGAAUAUGCAGCCUCAUGUUGGCUUCUGCGAACACAAGUGGGUCAGCACCUGGUACCAGAACAGACUCAUACCACCCAAGGACACUAGCCUGCCACAGAUAGGCAUCGGCUAA
Molecule: messenger RNA, 168 nt
Organism: Pelobates cultripes (western spadefoot toad)
Lineage: Eukaryota; Metazoa; Chordata; Amphibia; Anura; Pelobatidae
Source: the annotation of a GenBank genome assembly